Messenger RNA from Auxenochlorella protothecoides, 336 nucleotides. RefSeq lists its product as uncharacterized. The coding region runs from base 1 to 336 and encodes 111 amino acids. The transcript has 3 exons. Lineage: Eukaryota; Viridiplantae; Chlorophyta; Trebouxiophyceae; Chlorellales; Chlorellaceae. The record is from RefSeq and is a predicted model, not a curated record. Gene Ontology annotation, biological process: chloroplast fission. Gene Ontology annotation, cellular component: membrane.
AUGAAGCUUCUCACCCUCCUUGCGCCCUUUGCCGCCGUGUCUGGGAGCGCGGGCUCCCUCCUCGUCAUGACCAAGGCGGUGGCGAGUUUCAUCAAGUUGUACCUGCUGCUCCUCUUCCUGCGAGUGCUGCUGAGCUGGUUCCCCACCUUCACGUGGUGGGACCAGCAGCCCUGGCUGGCUCUGAGGCAGGUCACCGACCCAUACCUGAAGCUCUUCAGCGGCCUUGUCCCCCCGCUGCUGGGUACCAUUGACCUGACGCCGCUGGUCGGCUUCUUCAUUCUCCAGUUUCUGGCCGGCUUCCUGGUGACGGGCACCGCUGACGACAUGUUCUGGUAG